Molecule: messenger RNA, 698 nt
Organism: Moneuplotes crassus
Lineage: Eukaryota; Ciliophora; Spirotrichea; Euplotida; Euplotidae
Source: the annotation of a GenBank genome assembly
AUGGAGGAAUCCAAAGACUUGCCAGAAAUGGACCUUUCAGAGACAGAGUUCUCUGUUGUAAACUCCCAGAUGGUGUUCACAUCUAUUCCUAUUUAUAAGCAUCUGAGUUCGAUGAGGCUGGUUCCCCAGUCAGUGGGAACUCCUUGAAGUUCUAAGUCACAAUCUUACCAACUAGGGCCUCCUUUUGUGCUAGAUUCUUUCAGUCUCAGGCUAAUUGUAGAGCACUCGCUUUUGGAUAAUCUCCUGUGAGAGAAAAUCUCACUGAAAUUGGCUCAAGAAAAGAACCCAAGAAAGGAAGGAUCUGUUGGUUAUACUGAAGAACCUGAAUAUACUGAAGACCCAACCUGUAUUCAGAAGAAGGGAACUCCUCAGGAUAAUUGCUGAAAUCCGUGGGCUGAUUCAUAUUGCUUGAAAUACGAAAUUUUCAAGGAUUUAUACAACAGAGGACUUUACUGAACGAAUGGGCUAAAAUAUGGGGCUGAUUUCCUAGUCUAUAAAGGAGACCCAAAUCUCUUCCACUCCGAGUACAUGGUUAAGGUGGUAGACCUUAGCCAGUCAUUGGGAAUCAGAGAGCUUGUUGCCCUUGAAAGAGUAGCUAAACUCACAAGAAAAAUAGCAAGAUUAGGGUAUGUAGACUCUGACAGAACUGUCAAAUAUAUUCAAGUUGAGCAUUAUUUGUUAAAAGAGUCAUAAUUCAA